This is a messenger RNA of Desarmillaria tabescens, 1427 nucleotides long. RefSeq names its product phosphoribosyltransferase-like protein. Bases 349 to 1302 code for a protein of 317 amino acids. The record is from RefSeq and is a predicted model, not a curated record. Lineage: Eukaryota; Fungi; Basidiomycota; Agaricomycetes; Agaricales; Physalacriaceae. Gene Ontology annotation, cellular component: ribose phosphate diphosphokinase complex; cytoplasm. The transcript has 6 exons. Gene Ontology annotation, molecular function: ribose phosphate diphosphokinase activity; magnesium ion binding. Gene Ontology annotation, biological process: 5-phosphoribose 1-diphosphate biosynthetic process; purine nucleotide biosynthetic process.
UAUUCCGCCACACCGUAAGUAAGCGAUGGUCAGCCCCGCACAUAUCGCUCCUAAGGAAACAGGGUCCUUUCCUACCAUUGCUAGUAUUCUUCAUUCUUAAAUUCUUUGCACACGUAACAUGAGGCUAGGAGGCCAGGAAUGGCUCUAGCAAAAGAAUUGUGAACAUGGAGAGGUAUCCAUUGAAUGUAUUCAUGCCUAUUACGACCGCUGACUAAGUCCCAUGUGGCUACCGGUCCUCUGCUCCGAGUCCGUUUUUCUCUUGUCUAAUGUCAUUUAACCUCUAAACACCUCUCAUUCUCUCACUGGCUACUUCUUUCGUCUCUCCUUUUGCUCAUUUAGACGGUCAAGAUGCUGAACGGGAGUGGAAUAAAAAUUUUCUCUGGGACUAGCCAUCCGGAACUAGCAGAGAUUAUCGCUCGUCGAAUAGGCCUCCCACUAUCAAAAGCUGAAGUCACACGCAGUGGAAUUGGAGAAACCAAUGUUCGCAUUGCUGAAUCUGUGCGGGAAAACGACGUCUACAUUAUCAAUACCGGAUGUGGCGCAGUCAAUACGGCACUGAUGGAGUUGUGCAUAAUGAUCCAUGCCUGCAAGAUUGCGAGCGCAAAGAGGAUUACGGCCGUACUCCCCCUGUUUCCCUAUGCACGACAGGACAAAAAGGAUAAAAGUCGGGCGCCUAUAACAGCCAAGCUGGUGGCGAAUAUGAUACAGCGUGCAGGCUGCGACCACGUUAUUACCAUGGAUUUGCAUGCCUCCCAGAUCCAAGGAUUCUUCGAUGUGCCACUGUACGCGGAACCUUCUGCAAUUCUGUAUAUCCGGACGCACUUCGAUCUGAAGAAUGUCGUUAUCGUCUCACCCGAUGCGGGCGGUGCCAAGAGGGCUACGUCGAUAGCUGAUCGGCUGGGAGUUGAUUUUGCAUUGUUUCACAAGGAGCGCAAGAAAGCCAACGAAGUGUCUCGGAUGGUUCUCGUCGGCCAUGUGAAAGGCAAGGUCGGAAUUCUCGUCGAUGAUAUGGCUGACACCUGUGGUACGCUGUGUCUCGCAGCCCAACACCUUGCAGAAGCAGGCGUGGAGAAGGCAUAUGCAUUUGUAACACACGGCAUUCUAAGCGGGAACGCGCUAAAAUCCAUCGAAGAAAGCACGCUGGAGAAACUGAUUGUGACGAAUACUCUGCCUCAGGAGGAGAACCAGCGCAAGUGCCCUAAAAUCGAGGUCAUUGACAUUGGAGUGGUAUUAGGAGAGGUCAUCCGACGGAGCCACUACGGAGAGAGCGUGUCGAAGCUAUUUCACGAAGUUCCGUACUAGCAGCAAUCUAGAACAUGCUAUGUUAUUUUAUGUUAAUUUUUUUUCGGCAAUUUGUUUUAUGAAAUAGAAUAAAUUUGCAAUUGCGGCGGUACGGCCGAUUUGGGGCCGAAUUGACGGUUGGUGAC